CUGCACACUGCAAAUACACUCGUGUAUAAUCCUUUAGAAUAAAUUAGUUUAAUAUUCCGUUCCUAUAAGACCUAGGUGAUAUAGGUUCACUUAUACAAUAACUAAUUACUAAAUAAUAAACAUUACUCAGUAAAAAUGAAUACUGGUGUUACAAGACUUAAGCUCAAUUCAAUUUUCCCAGGAACAACCAAUAUUUUAGUAGUUGGCAUUAUUAUUGCCAAACAAAAUCCUAAAGUAAUAAUAUCAAACAAAGAAAAUAAAGAAAAAUCUGUCUUUUCAUUUACUAUACGCGACUCUCCAGAAGAUGUAGUUAAUAUAUCUGUGUGGGGUUCUAAUGAUUAUACUAGACGUUUAUAUAAUGAUUUUAAGAUUGGAGAUGUUGUUGACUUAGUUAAUUCAAAAGUUACUUAUAAAAUGGAUGUAAAAGACAAAUAUAUGCCAAAAAGUUCUAGCUCAUUCUAUUUAACGUUAAAUGAAAAUUCAUCACAAAUAUUACAACACGAUGUUAAAGAUUCUAUGAAAUAUAAACAUCUUCUCAGAAUUCCUACUUGUCCACAACACAUUUAUAUUAAUAUAGAGGAUAUCCAUUUUAGUGGGAAAAAUAUGUGUGGGAAAUAUUGUUGUUUGUUGGUUGCAGUAAGAUGUGUAAAAUCUACUAAAUUGAUAAAAACCAAAGCUGGUAAAGAAGCGUUCUUAAAAGAAAUUAUUGUUAUGGACAAAACACACCCAACACUUGCUGUAAGAAUUUGGGAUAAGGAACUAUCAGAAAGAGCUGCUCAAUGGAUACCAAAAAAAACAAUCUUAGCUUUUUCAAAUUUAUACUUGGAAUGGAAUAUUUUUAAAAGAAGCAUGACAGCUGUAGUGUCUAAUAGAACAAUUAUAACUGAAAAUCCAAUUACAAAAGAAGCAAAUGAUUUAAAAGUUUACGCAAAUUUACACUUAACUGAGUUGUCAACUAAAAUAAACAUUAACAUUCCCAAUUUAUCAACUAUAACAGAAAUUAUGACUUGUAAACGAAUUUUAAUUAAAUCUAAUGAAAUUAGUAGUCAAUUUACAGCAAUUUUAUAUGGAAUAGUGAGUAAAUUUAACAUUGAUGGUUUAUCUCCAUUAGUUCUUACGAAGUGGCAAUAAUCUAUGCGGUAUGAACGUGGAAAGUUCAUACUUGAUGUGUCUUAAUCCAGAUUGUUCUUCUAAUUUUGAAAUGGAAAUUGAAUCUUAUGAAUUAGAAAGUAUAAUAAAUAUUCGAUUAUCAAUAACAGAUUCAACAGGUACACUAGAAAAUUGUAUAUUACAUCAUCAAGCUGCUAACAAAAUAUUAAAAGAAGUAAGUAAUAAUAUUUGAAAUAAGAAAUCAGUUUGGUAUAGGUAUACAGUAUACAGUAUACACUUAUAAAAUACAUAUUAAAAUCAAUAAUUCCACAAAUUAUUUAAUGGUACAUUCUUAAAUUUAAACAUUUAUUGUUAUUUCAUUUGACACAUAUCAAAUAGUUAACAAAUAAUAAUAAACAAAACAUUAAGUAUAGUUGAGAUUACUUAUUAUUUAAUAUUUUUUUCAGGUAAAUUAUUUUCAAAAUAUGAGCUUUAAUCAAAGAACAGAAUUAAAAUGGAAAUAUUUAUUCACUAAUUGUAUGAUCAAGUUAGUGGUGACAGAAGCCCAUCUUAAUGAAAAACUAACAAUUUUAAUA
Aphis gossypii (cotton aphid) is the source of this 1685-nucleotide messenger RNA. It is a transcript of the gene hdm, whose product is annotated as meiosis-specific with OB domain-containing protein. Bases 136 to 1131 code for a protein of 331 amino acids. NCBI's taxonomy places the organism in Eukaryota, Metazoa, Arthropoda, Insecta, Hemiptera, Aphididae. Gene Ontology annotation, molecular function: single-stranded DNA 3'-5' DNA exonuclease activity; single-stranded DNA binding. The record is from RefSeq and is a predicted model, not a curated record. The transcript has 9 exons. Gene Ontology annotation, biological process: resolution of meiotic recombination intermediates.